Messenger RNA from Cuscuta campestris, 2983 nucleotides. NCBI's taxonomy places the organism in Eukaryota, Viridiplantae, Streptophyta, Magnoliopsida, Solanales, Convolvulaceae. The record is from the annotation of a GenBank genome assembly.
CAGUAAAUAUCCUAAUCAUAAUUUGAUCCCAGAUUCCACGUCAAAAGAUUUAUUAAUCAAUCAACCUACCCAAACGAAACUUAAAUAAAAGUUCUUCUAAAACCCUAAUCAGGUAAGUUACCAAAAUGAGAAAAUUAUGCCAAAGAUUUAUUUAUGACUGCGGAAACUGCAACCAUCUUACAGUAAUUUGAAUCUCAAGCAAAAUUCUUGCUGAAGAUUCUUUGUCAUUCCGCCGCCGAGACUGGACUAUACCUAGUAACAUUCAAAAGAAAUUUAAACUAUCCAGUGUUUAAUCGGAGUUAUGGCGGAGAAGAACGGAAGCGGCGGCGAAAGCCCUCUUGAGCUAUUCCUAAAGAUAGGAUUGGAUGAACGGACGGCGAAGAACACAGUCGCGAACAACAAAGUUACAGCUAAUCUGACUGCUGUGAUCCAUGAGGCAGCUGUAACUGAUGGUUGUGAUAGAAGCACUGGGAACCUGUUAUACACGGUUGCGACAAAAUUUCCAGCAAAUGCUCUUGUACAUAGACCCACAUUGCUGAAGUAUAUUGUCUCAUGCAAGAUCAAAACCUCUGCUCAGUUGGAUGCUGCAUUCACGUUUCUUAUGGCUAAUGCUUCGGGGUCUUUGAAGGUCAAUGAAUUUGAGGAGGCUUGUGGUGUUGGAGUUGAAGUGUCUACGGAAGAAAUAGAGCUCAUAGUUCAUGACAUUUUUGAAGAGAACAAGGCCAAGAUAUUGGAGCAGCGUUACAGAACAAAUGUUGGUGAACUAUUUGCUGCUGUUCGUAAGAAGCAGCCAUGGGCAGACCCUAAAAUAGUCAAGCAACUUAUAGAUGCAAAAUUGGUUGCAUUACUUGGAGAAAGAACUGCUGAAGAUGAUGAGAAACCUGUUAAGAAGAAGAAAGAAAAGCCUGCCAAAGUUGAGAGAAAAGCUAGUACAGAGGAGGUGCCUGCACCGAGUCCAUCCGAGGAUGAAAUUAAUCCAUUUUCAAUUUUUCCAUCCCCAGAGGAAAACUACAAGGUACACACAGAAAUAUACUUCAGUGACAGGCCUAUCCGUAGAGUAUGCAAUACAAAGGAACUACUUGAAAAGCAUUUGAAAGCAACUGGUGGAAAAGUUUUUACACGGUUUCCUCCUGAGCCAAAUGGAUAUCUACACAUAGGCCAUGCCAAGGCAAUGUUUAUUGAUUUUGGAUUGGCAAAAGAGCGAGGUGGAUGCUGCUAUUUGAGGUAUGAUGACACCAAUCCGGAAGCUGAAAAGAAAGAGUAUAUUGAUCAUAUUGAAGAAAUUGUAAGAUGGAUGGGAUGGGAACCCUUUAAGAUUACUUACACUAGUGACUAUUUUCAAGAACUUUAUGAGCUUGCUGUGGCAUUGAUACAAAAUGACCAUGCUUAUGUUGAUCACCAGACGCCUGAAGAGAUAAAAGAGUACAGGGAGAAAAAAAUCAAUAGCCCAUGGAGAGAUCGGCCAGUCGAAGAAUCUUUAAGACUGUUUGAUGAAAUGAAGCGUGGCAUGAUUGAAGAGGGAAAAGCAACACUACGGAUGAAACAGGACAUGCAAAGUGAUAAUCCAAACAUGUAUGACUUGAUCGCUUAUCGUAUUAAGUUCACUCCACACCCACAUGCGGGGGAUAAAUGGUGCAUCUAUCCAAGUUAUGAUUACGCCCAUUGCAUAGUCGAUUCUCUUGAAAACGUUACUCAUUCGCUAUGCACUCUUGAAUUUGAGAUCCGCCGUGCUUCAUAUUAUUGGUUAUUGGAUGCUCUAGGUCUCUACAAACCUUUUGUAUGGGAGUACUCACGUCUGAACAUAACUAACAAUGUGAUGUCUAAGCGUAAGUUAAACCGUCUUGUAACUGAAAAAUGGGUUGAUGGGUGGGAUGAUCCUCGUCUUAUGACUCUAGCUGGAUUGGGCCGUAGAGGUGUGACUCCAACUGCAAUUAAUGAUUUUGUUCGUGGAAUUGGGAUCACUAGAAGUGACCACAGUGUGAUACGUUUGGAUCGUCUUGAGCAUCAUAUUAGAGAAGAACUAAAUAAAACAGCACCUAGAGCAAUGGUUGUCCUUAAUCCACUAAAGGUGGUUAUAACAAAUAUGGACGAUGGCUUAGUGCUGGAUCUUGACGCAAAGAGAUGGCCUGAUGCACAAAUGGAUAACUCUUCAUCUCUUUACAAAGUUCCCUUUUCCAAGGUUAUAUACAUUGAGCAUUCUGAUUUUAGGAUGAAGGACUCCAAAGAUUAUUAUGGUCUUGCUCCUGGGAAAUUUGUGCUUCUCAGGUAUGCCUUUCCUAUCAAGUGCACAGAAGUAAUUUUGGGUGACGAUAAAGAGACUGUUAUUGAGCUUCGGGCAGAGUAUGAUCCAUCCAAGGCAGUCAAACCAAAGGGGGUUCUUCAUUGGGUUGCUGAACCAUCACCUGGAGUAAAUCCACUUAAGGCCGAAGUGAGAUUGUUUGAGAAAUUGUUCCUUUCUGAGAACCCCGGUGAACUUGAUAAUUGGCUUGAUGAUUUAAAUCCACAGUCCAAAGUUGUGAUGCCAAACGCGUAUGCAGUUCCUUCACUAUGCAAUGCGGCAGUUGGAGAUAAAUUUCAGUUCGAAAGGCUUGGCUAUUUUUCCGUUGACAAGGACUCAACUGCGCAGAAAUUGGUGUUUAACCGAACGGUCACACUGCGAGAUAGUUAUGCUAAAGGUGGAGGAAAGUAAGAUUUCCAAUUGAAUAGACACUGUUCAAUGUCAAAUACUUUUCAAAGAGACGAGUUUGAGAUCUUAAUUUUAUUUGCAAUUCUUGGUUGUUAAUUGCCACCAGCUACCUGUGCUUCUUCACAAGCAGAGGUGCAAUUGUCAUUUGCUGGGGAUAAUUAUAUCAGUAGUUUUCCAUUUUUGAGGGUCAAGUUUUUGCCUUUUCUCCCUUAGUUGUGUUUUUUUAGUUUUGUGUAAUGAAAAUCUUUAUCCGCAGUAUUCAAUUUGUGCAAAGGAAAAUGUUACUUUAACCCCCUA